UUGGAAAGAGAGAGAGAGAGGGAGAGGCACAAUUUGAGCAACUAAACCAUGGCGGGCACAGGACAAGAAGUCACCAACGCAAUUACCCUCAAAGGCUCGGCACAGCUGGUGUCCGACUUCUUCUAUUACGGGAUCAACAGCAUCUUGUACCAGCGAGGCAUUUACCCCCCCGACUCCUUCACCUUCGCCCAGCAGUACGGCCUCACUGUCUACACCACCACUGACAAUGCUGUGAAAGACUACCUCAACAACAUCCUGGCGCAGAUCAAGGAGUGGCUGGAGGCUGGGGAGGUGCAGCGGCUGGUGUUGGUGGUGGCGAACGUGGAUACAAAGGAGGUGCUGGAGCGAUGGGACUUCAUGGUGCAGCAAGAAACCGGCUUCACUGCUGAGGAUGCCAAGGAUGGCAAGACUGGAAACAAAGACCUCAAGCUGAUACAGAAGGAGAUGCGAGAAGUUAUCAGGCAGAUCACAGCCUGCGUCACCUUCCUCCCCCUACUGGACUGUGUGUGCUCGUUUGACCUCCAAGUGUACACCCACAAGGACACCAAGGCCUCGGAGAAAUGGAUAGAGUCACCACCUUGCUUUAUCGCCAACUCUCAGGAAGUCCGCCUUAAAUCCUUCUCCACAUCCAUCCAGCGAGUCGACACCUGUGUUAGCUAUAAGAUGGAUGACUGAGGUGGUGGUGGUGGUGGUAGUAGUGGUGAUUGUGAAUGAAUGAAGGAAGUAAAUGGUGAUGGUAGUGAUGAAUGGAUGAAGGAAUAGAUGUGGUGAUGAUAGUGGUGCUUUGAGGGGUGAUGUGGUGGUGCUGGUGAUAGUGGAUGGAUAAAGGUUCGGUUUGAUGGUGAGGGUGGUGUUUGAAGGCUCUAAUGGUGAUGAUGAGUGGAUGAAGGAUAGAAAUGGUGGUGAUAAUGCUUGAAGUCUUUAAUGGUGGUGAUAAGUGAAUGAUGGAAAAGAUAUGGUGAUGAUGGUGAUGAUAAGCGGAUGAAGGAAAAAAUAAUAGUGAUGGUGAGUGGUGGUGAAGUCUACAUUUGAUAGUGAUAAGUGGUGAAUGAAGGAAAUAAUGAUGAUAAUAGUGUUUGAAGUAAUUUUGAUGGUGAUGAGGUGGAUGGGUGAUGAAAAAGAUGGUGAUGGUGAUGGUGAAUGAAGAUGUAAAAGAUGAUGGUGUUUGAAGGCAAGUGGUGAUAAUAACGAUGGUAGAUUUUAGAUAUAGUGUCCUCAUCAUUUAAUUUUGUUUAUCCUCAGUUACCAUCUAGUAUUAUCUAUUCUUUUUUAUCUAUAUCAUUUUUCAUUAUUGCUGUUUUUAUCUGACCUUAUCUUAUGUUACCUGAGCAAUCUUCCUCCUCUUCCUUUUCCUCUUCUUCUUCUUCUUCUUCUUCUUCUUCUUCUUCUUCUUCCUGUCUUUCCGAAUUUGUAGAAAGCCCUGGUCACUGUCUCAUCUCCUCCUUGGUCACUUUCAUCUUCUCUUCCUCCUUCUCUUCUUCCUCUUCCUUAUCACUUUUAUCUUUUCCUCCUCUUCUUCUUCCUCUUCCUGUCUUUCUGAGUUAGUAGAAAGCCUUGUUCACUGUCUCAUUCCCUCUGCCUCCUCCUCCUCCUCUUAUUCUUCCUCUUCCUUGGUCUCUUUAAUCUUUUUCUUCCUCUUCCUGUCUUUUCAAGUUUGUAGAAGCCUUGGUCAUUGUCUCCCUUUCUUCUCCCUCCUCCUCUUCAUCUUCCUCAAUUUCCUUGGCCACUUUCAUCUCUUCCUUUUCCUGUCUUUCCAAGUUUGCAGUUCUGAGUCUUCACUAUUUUUUUCCUCUUGUUCUUAAUUCAACAUUUUAAGGUUCUGAUUGGUCAUAUACUCAUUCACGUUCUCUUAUGCUCUUCCUCAUUCAUGUCUCACACUUUACCUCAUUAAUGAUUCUUCCUCUUUCCUUUUUUUUGAGUGUGUUUGGUUGUCAGAUAAGUAAGGAGGAGGAGGAGGAGGAGGAUGCUGUCCUUGUAAUGUCUUGUAACUGUUUCCUUUGCUUGUUAUUCUUGUUCUGUGUUGUCUUUUUUAGUGAUAGGAAGGAUUAGUAAGGAGGAGGAAGAGGUGGUGCUGUACUGUUUUGUAAUUCCUUCCUUGUUAUUCUUUAUUAUAAUUGUCACUUUUACUUUUAUUCCUAUCUUUUCCAGCAAUGUUACAAAAGGUUACUCAAUUAUUCUGUUCAUAUUGUUAGAAGAAUAAGGAGGAGGAAGAGGAGGGUGUUAUAGUGUACAGUAAUUCCCUCCUUCACUUCCUAUUCUUCUGUCAUCUUUUCCGGCAAUGUUACGAAAGGUUACUCAAUUAUUCUGUUCAUAUUGUCAGAAGAAUAAGGAGGAAGAGGAGGAGGUGCUGUAAUGUUUUGUAAUUAUCUCCUUUACUUGCUAUUCUGUUAUCUCUUCUAGCAAUGAAAUGAAAGAUUACUCCAUUCCGUUUAUAUUGUCAGAAGAGUAAGGAGGAAGAGGUGGGUGCUGUUAUGUAUAGUAGUAAUUAUUGUCUCUGUUUGUUAUUCUUCUCUAUCUUGUUUUCCCGCGAUAAUAGGAAACAGCACACUUCGUAACCUGCUUUUGUAUCUAGCCAGCCUUUCUUCCUACCGAGUCAUAAUAGUACACGUUGAUCGUUGUCCUCUUCAUAAGUCAGUGUCUUGAAAUAAACCUCUGACACAUUCCAAAGUUCAAAGGUCAAGGGUCCAGACAAGGCAUCUCAUUCCAAGGGCAGAUGUGGUGAAGUCUUUGCUGUGGUGGUCUGCUGCAGUGAAGUCUUUGUUGCUGUGAUGUCUUUGUUGUGGUGAAGUCUUUGCUGCGGUGAAGUAUUUGCUGUGGUGAUAUCUUUGCUAUGGUGAAGUCUUUGCUGUGGUGAAGUAUUUGCUAUGGUGAAGUCUUUGCUGUGUUGUCUUUGGUGUGGUUUGUGAAAGAGGCAAGCACAUGACACAGAAGUAAAGUAAGGAAGCUGAUCUUUAUGUUUUAAGCCUGUAUGAUAACUGGUCUUACAUUUUGCUACCUGUUUUUUGUUUUUUUUUUACUCUUAUAAUAAACUUGACUUUUUAA
Messenger RNA from Portunus trituberculatus (swimming crab), 3042 nucleotides. It is a transcript of the gene mad2, whose product is annotated as mitotic spindle assembly checkpoint protein MAD2A-like. The coding region runs from base 49 to 675 and encodes 208 amino acids. The record is from RefSeq and is a predicted model, not a curated record. NCBI's taxonomy places the organism in Eukaryota, Metazoa, Arthropoda, Malacostraca, Decapoda, Portunidae. Gene Ontology annotation, cellular component: cytoplasm; kinetochore; nucleoplasm. The transcript has 5 exons. Gene Ontology annotation, biological process: mitotic spindle assembly checkpoint signaling.